AUGGCAUUUGGAAGUUGGGAACAAUCAUACAGUUACCUGCCUAUAUGGUUAACAGCUGCUCAACACUUUGUACCAGGUACCAUAGUAAAAUACAAAACUUCAUCUUCAAUGGAGGAAGGUGACAAUAACCCUCCUAGGGUGAUUCUUAACCGUGUAUUUUGGGCGUUUAAUCCAUGCAUUGAAGGCUUCAAAUAUUGCAAGCCACCUGUGCAAGUAGAUGAGACAUUUUUAACUAGCAAAUACCAUGGUACUUUGUUGACUGCCAUCGGACAAGAUGGUAGUAGGAAUAAUUUUCCACUUGCUUUUGCAAUUGUUGAGAGUGAGACUAAAGAAGCUUGGAUGUGGUUCUUGCAUUAUUUGCGAAGAUAUGUUACUCCGCAACCAAAUUUGUGUAUUACAUCAGACAAGGGAACCGAUUUGCUAGCAGUUUUACAAUCCGAACGCGUUGGCUGGAAUGGACCAGAUGUUUCGUCUGUGUGUUAUUUGACUGAACCGGGGAACGAGAAUAAUUUUUCUGGGUUCUUUGACAUCCAAACAUGA
Molecule: messenger RNA, 540 nt
Organism: Glycine soja
Lineage: Eukaryota; Viridiplantae; Streptophyta; Magnoliopsida; Fabales; Fabaceae
Exons: 2
Coding region: 1-540 (179 amino acids)
Source: RefSeq, a predicted model, not a curated record